CCACAAAAACGAAAACAUUUCUUUGAUUCUGCCGGCGAAAGCAAGUCCUGCAAUAUUAUCAUCUUCAGAAUACGCAAACAGCUGAAUCGUGUUUCUCCAAGUCCAAAUUCUCCUUUGAGUUCAGCCCCCAUAAUACUGGUCCCAAAUCAAGUGCUUUUCAUGCAAUUUGGGGGACCUUUUUCUUUUUUGUAAAUUUCCGGCCUAAUGUCACAAACGGUUCCCAACAAUUCGAUUGCUGAUUGCAGAUGAGUUAAAUCUUUUGCAGUAUUUGCAGAGAGGAAAGGACUUCUAUUCCUGGGAUAACAUUCUGGUGAUUUGCACGAAUACCCACAUUGUUUGAUCACUCAAUGGUGUGUGCGCGCGUACAGUUGAUUACCAUUCCUGUGCACUGCAGCUGUUUUAUGUUUAAACUGCAUUUGCGGGCGAGAUUGUUUUCAGUCACUGCACGUGAAUUUUUAUGCACUGCUUGGCGUCAAGAUGGAUGACAUUUUAUUGUUUGUUUUCACAAGAAGUUUUUUGCGCAUGCGGUUAUCCUUGAUUGUCAUAUUGGCGAUGCAAACGGGUGCCGUGCAACGUCAGAAAGAAAAUUUAAGUCAUUGCGUAAACAAGAAUGGAAUAGGCAGUAAAUGCUAGGAAGUGAACUGAUUUCGUCGCAUCAAAUCUCUAAUAACGCAUAUUCAGUGUCAGUGUGGCAUUCAACUUCAAACCAAGAGGAAAGGAUGUCAUUACAGGCUCAUGUGCAAGUAUCGCAUGACCAGUGAACACUUUCAACUGUUUUCAUGGCUGCAGACGUAGACCUUCGAUCCUGGGGGGGACCCCUGAAACCAUCUUAUUGAAGUGAACGAAUUUAUAGCGCAUACAUCUGGUGAAACAUUUGACUUCACCUCAUCGAUGCUGUCUCGCCGUUUACGUUUCAUGCUUGAAUCUGAACUCCAUAACACACACACACACACUCUCUCUCACGCGCGCACACACACACUAAAUUCAAACAAAGAGACGAUUAUUUGCACCCGUAAACUAAUGUUAGUUUUUCAGGUGAGGUGAAAAUUCAACUCUUAUUUUCUGUCGCAAAACGGCGCGAGUAAGUCAUUAUUUGCUUAUAUUGCAGCUGCUCAUUUGACAGCAUUCUCAAAUGCAGUUGAAAUUGAUUUGAGCUUCACAAAACGUUGCGUUUUGGGGGAGAACGGGAAAAAAAACAUGCAAACCCAUGCCUGAACUGACAUCUGAUUUGUGCGUACAAAUAUUGAUCGUAUGUACACUAAAAACUAAAACAAUAAACAAACACGUGCGGUAUAUUUAAAGCUCCCCACAAAUCAAUCAGACGCAAAAAGCACUCAGUAAUUUUGCUGUUUAAAUGCACUUUGGGGUCCAGCAGUGAGCCUUCCCUGCACAUCACAUAUCGUCUGAAAGCAGAUAUUAAAGUUUGAGAGUGAAAGUUAAAAUUAAACUUAAUGACGCCGUUAUUCUAAUUGCAGCCCACAUUGCAGCGUGUCGGCUUACCAGCCCGAUGUUGUUUGGUGUUCUGCUAAGGGCUACAUUGCGGGAUACAGCAGCCAAAUUAACUACACUAACGACAGUAUCCUCAUUGUGAGAUAUUUAUAUUUUAUAUUUUUUGAACUCCUUUUAGAGCUGCAACAUGUCCUCGGUCUUUGCGCGCGUGCUUCACAUGCGCACAAGUGUACCGUUUUGACGUCAAGAGUGGCACCGGGAUGCUUGCUUAACGACACGUUUAUGAACAAUCAAAUGAUCGUCGUUAAAAUUUAUUGACAGGCAUUAAAACAUGAACGGCCACAAUGUGGAAUAUAGCCGCGCCUGUAGGCUGCCUGUCACCUGCCCUGUAGACCAGGGUCCCGACAAUCUUAUCUCCCUGGACCCCCAUUUUAGGGAAUUUCGGCCUCUUGAAAACGGCAUAAACUUUAUUGUGGGCUUCCCCCGCCUCCCAGGUACUCCUCUCUUGUCUGUUUAGCGGCCAGCGCCAUCCUUUUUCUUAAAAAAAAAGAAACACACAAAAAUAAAACACCCCACAGUAGAGGACAUGUCAUAAUUGCUCAUAAAGAGCGACUAAAAAGGGCUGUUUGUGCAAAGAAUCGUUUUCAAUUAAGAUGCAAUAUUAUUCACCGCAGUACCAUCAAGCUGGAGCACAAUGCAGCCGGACAGAGAUUGAUGACAGCGUCAAAUAGUGCCGGGCUCCGUUUCAGACGCAGUGUGCGCAUGUAUCUUCACUGCGUCUACGCAAAGAUCCUUCACGCCGCGUCCUGUUGAGCGGAACACGAGAAAAAGAAAAGAACAGGAACGAGCAACGCACUAAAGUUGGAAUGGGGGUCCACUGUGGAAAAACAAAGUUUUUUAAUCCGACGAAUGCGCAAGGCUACCCCGCGGUAAGCGGCGCAUUGAUCCGCCGUGCGAUUUUUGUCACGUGAAACUGGGGCAGCCAAUGGGAAGCAGCGGGGCUCGGAAAAAUAAUUACCUGCCGUGAUUGUUCGACGGUCAGAUAAAAAAAAAGUACACAUACAAGCCAUAUAAUAAUCGGAUGCAUGUAAACGAGUGCGGGAAGCUGCGACAUGUCGACCACGGGGCCCAUAAGUAAUUAUUAUGUGGACUCCCUGAUCAGCCACGACAGCGACGAGGUCCUGGCGGCGGCGGCGGCAGCUGCCGCCGCCGCCACUCGCUUCUCGGCACCCGCCUCGCACCCUUCCGGCCCGCGUCCAGCGUCCCUGGUAGCGGACUGCGGAGACUACCCGUCGUGCAGCUUCGCCGCCAAACCGUCCGUGUUCCCCACCUCGUGGGGUCCCUCGCAGUCCUCAGUGGUGUACCAUCCGUACAGCCACCAGGCUCACUUGGGCACAGACUCGCGGUACGUGCGCUCCUGGCUGGAGCCCAUUUCGGGCGCAGUACCUUUCCACGGCUACCCGGGCAGCGGCAGGCACUACGGCUUGAAACCUGACGCCUUCCCGGAGCACAGAGCCGCCGAGUGCCUGGCGAGCACCGGGCGGACCUACGCGGAUUAUCUGUACUGCUCUUCCUCGGACAUGCGGGACAAGACACUGCAGAGCCUCCCGUCGCCCGAACCGGAGCUGCUGCCCGCGGGGAAGCAUAAAGAGGAGAAGCCCGAGUUUGACCCAAGUAACCCCGUGGCAAACUGGAUCCACGCCCGCUCCACCAGGAAGAAGCGCUGCCCCUACACAAAGUACCAGACUCUGGAAUUGGAAAAGGAGUUCUUGUUCAAUAUGUACCUGACCAGGGACCGUCGCUAUGAGGUGGCCCGGGUCCUCAACCUGACCGAGAGGCAGGUGAAAAUCUGGUUCCAGAACCGGCGAAUGAAGAUGAAGAAAAUGAACAAAGAGAAGAGCGACAGCAAGGAGCAAUAAUGUCGUGGAAGCCCCAACUGUCACGAGUUGAACCACUAUGGACAGCUAUGACAACGCAGCUACAAAGCGCUUCUUCCUUUUUUGUAUUUAUCAUGAUUUUGGUUCAUUGGUAACGCCAUUUUAAAGACUCUUUGAUGCUUGUUAUUUUUCUACGCAAACGGGCGUCCUCUUCCAAAAAGAGAAAGAAAGCUAAUUCAACACUGACACUUUACGGCAUUGUAUACUUUUUCUGUUUUGGUUUUUGUUCUUUUUUUGUACGUGGAAUGCUCAAAGUACAAUUUGGGCACGUAGCAGCACUCCCAACUAAGAGAAUACUUGAAAUCCUCAGCGUGUCCACAUCCAUCAUUUACGUCGCAAGUGGAGUAUUUUGUACAGGAUCGAAACAUCUGCCUCUGUCUGUCCUCUUUGUAUUUUUAUGAUAGUUGUUGUGUAUCUUUUUGGGACUGUAAUAUCCUAUAACAAUAGGAAUGUAGACCUGCAUAUAUAAACAUAAUAAUCAUAAACAA
This is a messenger RNA of Hippocampus zosterae (dwarf seahorse), 3874 nucleotides long. RefSeq names its product homeobox C9a (gene hoxc9a). Lineage: Eukaryota; Metazoa; Chordata; Actinopteri; Syngnathiformes; Syngnathidae. Gene Ontology annotation, cellular component: nucleus. The record is from RefSeq and is a predicted model, not a curated record. The transcript is spliced from 2 exons. The coding region runs from base 2562 to 3368 and encodes 268 amino acids. Gene Ontology annotation, biological process: proximal/distal pattern formation; DNA-templated transcription; regulation of transcription by RNA polymerase II. Gene Ontology annotation, molecular function: RNA polymerase II cis-regulatory region sequence-specific DNA binding; DNA-binding transcription factor activity, RNA polymerase II-specific.